This is a messenger RNA of Aegilops tauschii subsp. strangulata, 1427 nucleotides long. RefSeq names its product probable transcription factor KAN4. Gene Ontology annotation, biological process: abaxial cell fate specification; regulation of DNA-templated transcription. Gene Ontology annotation, molecular function: transcription cis-regulatory region binding. Lineage: Eukaryota; Viridiplantae; Streptophyta; Magnoliopsida; Poales; Poaceae. The record is from RefSeq and is a predicted model, not a curated record. Gene Ontology annotation, cellular component: nucleus.
CUCCAUCUAUAUACCACAAUAUCUCUAGACCCUAUAGCAUCUUCCCUUUCCCCCAUCUCUCUCUUUCUCUCAAACAUGUACAAAUCCCAACACGAAAAUGAUAUGGCACUCAUGACCUAAUCACCCCAUCCCGCCUCCUCUUCCUCCUUUCCCUUGAAACCGACACAACAAGAUUCCAUUGCUAGCUACAAUGAGCACUCCUCCACCCCCUCUUCCCGAGGCUUGUUCUAUUACUAUGGCAGUUGCUCCUGAUCUCUCCCUGCACAUCAGCCCUCCGUCGCCGGACACGGCGGUGGGCCACAACGGCGAGGUGCGGCUGGGGCUCCAUGAGUCCGCGGCAAAGAGGCACCGUGGCCUGGAGGAGAUGCUGCACCAGCCGAACAAGGCCCAUGGGUUCAAGAAGAGCUCAUGUCCUGACGUUGGCGGCGGCGCUGUGGCAAGGCCAGCAGCUGGUGGCCGGAAGAGGAGCUCGAGGGCUCCUAGGAUGCGGUGGACCACAGCGCUGCACGCACACUUUGUGCGUGCCGUGGAGCUCCUUGGUGGCCAUGAGAGAGCAACACCAAAGUCAGUAUUGGAACUGAUGAACGUGAAGGAUCUUACACUCGCUCAUGUUAAGAGCCACCUGCAGAUGUAUAGAACAGUGAAGGGCACAGACAGAUCAUGCGUUGCAGGCCAUGGCCAGACCAGAGAUAUGGGCUUUCUGAGAAGGGUUGUCGCUGGUGAUGAACUGAUCAAUGGCUUUGAUGGGUUCAACAGCAACAUGGUCAACACCACUUCCAAUUAUACAACUCCUAGGAGGUCAGAGUCACCAGCUGGAGAGCAGGGCCAUCACGAUGCUUGGAGGACACAAGCGGCGGCAGCAGCAGCAACAACAACAAUAAUGGUGCCACCUUACCUGACGACCUCCGAACCUCAUGAUAAUGAACACAUCAUGCCGGAGAACGGAAUGGCACGGCCAGCAGCCCCACGCCGUGGAAGGCCGUCACCGAACAACACCAGCAGCAGCGGCAGCGACGACGUCGACGAGACCGAGAGCUUCGGAUGGUUGGCGUUGACGCGGCGGCGCUACGAUGAGGACUGUGCAGGCGACCGUGUGCUGCAAGACGCGGCCAUGGUUAUGGCUCCGAGCCUGGAGAUGAGGCUGGGGAGGCAGGGGUGGGAGCAGAUGGAACCCUCGGCGUCGGCCUCCAAAGAGCUAACCCCGAUAGUCAGGUGCUUGUGAAAUGAUUAUAAUAAGUACUGGUGGGAUUAAUAUGUUGUUGAUUAACUAUUACGCAGUACUCAACAAAAGCAAGAGCAACCAUGUGAACUCAAAAGCUAGCUAGCGAGCUAGUCCUCUGAUCUGUUUUCACUGAGUUUUAGUUAUGGUCUCGUUCACCUGGACAGCCGUUGGAUGAAAAGCAUGCUGAGAUUCUUGCUGUUGUGUA